AUGCAAUGUUAUACCGAGCUGCUGCCCCCUUCAGGGGUAACGCAUGCUCUGUCCGUUCCUUUCCUGUCGGCAACAUCCAACAAUCUGAUAGUGGCAAAAACUACCCUCCUCCAGGUGUUUAAUCUGGUUAAUGUUGUCUACGGAUCUGGUCCUGGCCAGCCAGAUGAGAAAACUCGAUCACAGUACACCAAAUUAGUGCUGGUGGCUGAAUAUGCUCUCUCAGGUACCAUUACAGAUUUGGGUCGAGUGAAAAUACUUGACUCCAAAAGCGGUGGAGAAGCUGUUCUUGUCGCAACCCGUAACGCCAAACUUAGUCUCAUUGAAUGGGAUCCUGAAAGACAUCAGAUUUCUACGACUUCCAUUCAUUAUUACGAGCGGGAUGAUGUAAACAUAAGCCCUUGGACGCCGAAUCUUGCCAGCUGUCCCAGUUAUUUGACAGUUGAUCCGAACAGCAGAUGCGCGGUACUCAAUUUUGGCAAAAAGAACUUGGCUAUUUUGCCAUUCCACCAGGUGGGCGAUGACCUGGUUAUGGACGACUUCGAUUCGGAUGUUGAAGAACAGCAUAGGAAUAUCAAUCAAACGGCGGAAGAGACGGACGAGGCAAAUAAGUCCAAUGGACCAGUAUUCCAAACUCCCUUCUCAAUGGCUGAUCAAUCUGAUUUGGAAAUGCGCUUGGAAGAUUCUAUUGUGGAACAGUUAGGAGCGGAAAAUGGCGAUAUGUUAUUGGUAUUACUCAAUGGCAAAAUGGCGGUACUCAGUUUCAAACUUGACGGGCGAUCGGUAUCUGGAAUAUCUCUGAGGCCGGUCCCAGACCAGGCAGGCAGCUCUCUCUUAAAGGCGAAGCCGUCUUGCUCUGUUCCAGUUAGCAGAGGCAAAAUCUUUUUCGGCAGUGAGGAAGGUGACUCUGUAUUGAUGGGAUGGUCACGUCCAUCUGCUAGAACGAAGGAUCCACGAGCACAACGAACGGGCGAGGGCAACAUCGCCCAGCUCUCUGACGAGGACGACGACGAGGAGGAAGAUGAUGAUGACGAUGAUGCAUAUGAGGAUGACCUAUAUGCGACCCCGAUGACAACAGGAAUUAAAGCCCGAGAUUAUGUAUCCGUGAACGGCACAGGCCUCAACGAUUAUAUUUUUCGAAUCCAUGAUCGCCUGUGGAAUCUAGGUCCAAUGAGAGACCUGACCUUAGGACGACCCCCUGGCCCGCGAGAUAAGGAUAAACGCCAGCCUGUCUCCAGCAUACUAGCAAAUCUAGAGCUUGUCACGACCCAGGGAUAUGGCAAAGCUGGCGGUCUUGCAAUUCUCAGGCGCGAAAUAGAUCCUUUUGUCAUCGAUUCAUUGAUGAUCAAAGACACGGAUGGCGCACGGUCUGUGUAUGUUAAAGACCCUAAGCUGCCUUCUCAAAGUGGGUCUCUUCCAUUGAAUCCUGGUAGCAACUAUGACCACUACCUCCUGUUAUCCAAGUCCAAAGGCUUGGACAAGGAGAAAUCAGUUGUGUACAGAAUGAGCAGUGGAGGGCUAGAAGAGACCAAGGCGCCUGAAUUCAACCCAAAUGAAGACCGCACUAUUGACAUUGGAACACUUGCUAGCGGGACCAGAGUGGUGCAAGUUCUCAAAGGUGAAGUACGGAGCUAUGAUAGUGGCCUUGGGCUCGCUCAAAUAUUCCCUGUGUGGGAUGAAGAUAUGAGCGAAGAAAAAUCCGUCGUUCAUACAAGUUUUGCCGACCCCUAUGUUCUGAUAAUCCGCGACGACCAAUCGAUACUGCUCCUUCAAGCGGAUGAUUCUGGUGACUUGGAUGAGGCAGAAACCGAUGGUAUCAUUAAUUCAACAACAUGGAUUUCAGGAUCGCUUUACCAAGAUAAAUAUCGAUCUUUCAAGUCACAUGAAGGGCCGCCCAACAUGAAACAAUCGGAUAACGUCCUUUUAUUCCUCCUUAGCUCUGAAUCAAAACUCUACGUAUUCCACCUUCCGAACGCGAGGGAGCCAGUGUUUACUACGGAAAGUAUUGAUCUAUUGCCCCAAAUACUUUCAACAGAACCUCCCCCAAGACGAGUAACCUACCGCGAGACCAUAACGGAGUUACUCGUUGCGGAUCUAGGCGAUUCUGUUAGCAGAUCCCCUUACUUAAUCUUGCGAUCCAGCAAUAGUGACCUCAUCUUAUACGAGCCAUACCAUUACACCUCUUCCACUGAAAGGCAAUUCUCUGGUUUGCGGUUUGUGAAGAUCGCCAAUCAUCAUUUUCCCAAAUCCCAUUCCGAAUCAAAUGCGGGGAAACAUCCUGCGAACUGCACCGCGAUAUCGAAGCCACUGCGUGUCUUAGGGGAUGUUUGCGGCUAUCGAACAGUGUUUAUGCCUGGUAAUUCUCCUUGCUUCAUAAUAAAAUCUUCCACAAGCAUUCCACAUGUUAUGAACCUCAGGGGGAAAACAGUCCAUUCUCUAAGCAGCUUUAAUAUACCUGCAUGUGAGAAAGGGUUCGUCUAUGUCGAUACCGAUAAUGUUGUGCGGAUGUGCCGAUUUCCUAGGAACACUCAUUUUGACGGCUCCUGGGCUGCACGAAAAAUUGGUCUCGGUGAACAAGUGGAUGCCGUUGAAUAUUCCUCCUCAUCCGAAACAUACGUCAUCGGAACCAACCAAAAAGUCGACUUCAAUCUACCAGAAGACGAUGAAAUCCAUCCUGAAUGGCGAAACGAAGUGAUAUCCUUCCUCCCCCAGAUCGACAAAGGGAGUGUUAAACUGCUAACCCCAAGGACAUGGUCUAUUAUUGAUAGUUAUAACUUGCGAACUGCGGAGCGUAUAAUGUGUGUCAAAUGUUUAAACCUUGAGGUGUCCGAAAUUACACAUGAACGUAAGGAUACGAUCGUAGUAGGUACAGCACUCACGAAAGGAGAGGAUAUUGCCGCCCGUGGUUGUAUCUAUAUUUUCGAGGUCAUCGAGGUCGUUCCCGAGGUUGACCGACCAGAGACCAACAGGAAGCUCAAGUUGAUCGCCAAGGAGGAAGUUAAGGGAGCUGUGACAUCUCUCUCUGGAAUUGGUGGUCAAGGGUCUUUGAUUGCCGCUCAAGGCCAGAAAUGCAUAGUCAGAGGCCUCAAAGAGGAUGGGAGCCUUCUCCCGGUGGCGUUCAUGGAUAUGCAAUGCUAUGUUAACGUGCUUAAAGAGCUCAAGGGUACGGGCAUGUGCAUCAUGGGAGACGCCUUGAAGGGCCUUUGGUUUGCGGGGUAUUCCGAGGAGCCAUACAAACUGUCUCUUUUCAGCAAGGAUGACGGUACCCUCCAAGUGAUGGCCGCUGACUUCCUUCCUGAUGGAAAUCGCCUGUAUAUACUGGUCGCUGAUGAUGACUGUAACAUACAUGUUUUGCAGUAUGACCCUGAAGAUCCUGGUUCUUCCAAAGGCGACAGGUUACUGCACCGCAGCACAUUCCAAACAGGCCAUUUUGCUUCAACCAUGACCUUACUCCCUCGAACAGCAACUUCAUCAUCACAAAGACCAGACGCCGACCCGGACAUGAUGGAUCUUGACUCCUCUGGGCCUCUUCAUCACGUCCUUGUGACAUCCGAAACCGGGUCUAUCGCACUCAUCACUCCAGUUUCUGAAACGUCAUAUCGACGCCUCUCAGCGUUGCAAUCCCAGUUGACCAAUACGCUCGAACAUCCUUGUGGACUUAAUCCUCGCGCAUUUCGAGCUGUUGAGAGCGACGGGAUUGGUGGACGAGGUAUGGUUGAUGGUGACCUGGUGAAAAGAUGGCUUGAUUUGGGCACUCAGCGAAAGGCGGAGAUUGCAAAUAGAGUGGGCGCAGAUGUAUGGGAAAUUCGUGCUGAUCUGGAGGCAAUUGGGAAGGGAGGGUUGGGAUAUUUGUAA
Molecule: messenger RNA, 3852 nt
Organism: Histoplasma mississippiense
Lineage: Eukaryota; Fungi; Ascomycota; Eurotiomycetes; Onygenales; Ajellomycetaceae
Exons: 10
Coding region: 1-3852 (1283 amino acids)
Cellular component (GO): nucleus; mRNA cleavage and polyadenylation specificity factor complex
Molecular function (GO): protein binding; nucleic acid binding
Source: RefSeq, a predicted model, not a curated record